AUAAAAUAAUAAAUAUAAUGAAAUAAAAUAAUAAAAUGUUUACAGAGAUAAGUAUCUUGGAAGCUCAACAUUUUUAGAGAACAGCUUAUUUUCUAGUACAUUUACAUUUUCAGCUUCAAUUAAAUGAAGAGGCAAAUUAGCAUGUGUUUACAGUAGGCAGAUCAAUGCAGCAGAUGUUGCACUCAUAAGCUUGAUUAGCAUCCUUGUUUUCACAGUACCUCUUGAGUGCAAUGAUAUACCACUGAUUAAAUCAUCCCAACUAUUAUGAUAAUGACAGUUUGUUAGUUAUUACUGUGUGUUACGGUUUACAAGUCCAAAAGUUUUAUUACGCAGGCAGUCUUGGGAAAAAAAUAUGUAAUAUAGUUUGUAUCCUUUGACAUAUUAAUAUUAUUUGCCUUGUUGUGAACAAGCAGAACACUGGUUAAGUGCAGUAUGUAAAGCAGCAAGAACUUCGGUUAAACAAAGAACUUUUACUUUGCAUUAUUUAUUACAUAAAGAGAGUAGGAGGCUUCUUGCCUAAUAUGCUUCUAAUAUAUUUUAACUGCACUGAAUUUAACAUCUAAUGUAGUGUAGUUUGGUGUUGCCCAUCUCUGUCCUCUUUGUACCAAAUCUGUUCCGGUCAUGUCAUUUCUGGUUUAAAUAGUUUAGGGAUUUUCACAAGAUACAGGACUAAGUCAUACUGUAAAGUCGUUUUGCCUCUCCCAUAGCAUCAGCAUGUACGCACUUCAGCACCCCGUUAAUUACAGGUUGUGCAUACAUGCUGGUUCGGGUUCAAGUCUCCCCUCAGACUUUCCAGCAUCUAGCCCACUCUGGGAAUUCCAAACCGUAACCACAGUGGUAAUGAAUAUGGCAUUGGAUGCAAUCUAAAAGAUCCCAGUUCCAAAAGUAAAGAAUGGAGUAGACAACACAGCCUACACUCCAUAAACACCCAUUUCCUGUGUUGUCUCUUUGUUAUGCUUCACUGAGAUAUGAGGAUGGGUGGGACAGUACACCACAGCAUUUUGCUUCAGAUGAGCAAAUCACUGCUAUGUCCUGUUUGUUCAUUUAGUGCAAUUAGGUGACUAACUGGACAGACAUAUUUUUAGGGUGGGGUGGAGUGGAGGGUAAAUGUAGAAUACAUUUUUUUGAGAGGUUGCAGUGGUCUGAAUAGUAUGUUGCACUAACGGUAUUCAUCCCACGGUUCUGACCACAUUUUUACACGCAGCUAAAAAGAGAGAACUGAAAGAGAAUUGUGUACUCUGCAUUCUUAGGUUGAGUCAGAUCUACCAAUAAAUUCUGUCUUCUCAGCAAAUUGGUCACACUGCUGCAUUGAUAAAGGAGUUUAGGAUUUGCACUACAUAAGGUGCAGGCUGCUCUCUGCUUACAUUCAUUCUGUGCAAAGCUGCAUCUGCUUAUAUGAGUUAUGGGCCUAAAUAAGCAUAAAGCCACAAGGGAUUCUACAAUAGCAUCCUGGAAAAUGCACCUCAUUCAGGAAAAGGUUGCAAAGAUUAAAAUGUCUGGUCUGAAAUGUAUAAAACAUGUUACACUGCUAAUUUGGCAACAAUUCAAAACUUGUUUUUGUGUGACCUAGCAUUGACUUAUCAUAAGAAAGAUCAUUUUCUUGAUAUGAAAAGGCCUUUUCAUCUGUAUGAAGGUUAUUAAAGGUUAGUCUACACCCUUGCAGACACGUGAUAGUAUGAGGGAGGUAUUUUUAAUAUUCAGUUGAAUCAAAGUGGGUCGAAAUUAAAACCAUGCUGGAAUAAAUAUAUUAAAAACUGAUUUUUACAAGACAGAGAGUAUUCCUGACUAGUACCACUAAAGCUUGUUCUAAGUUGUAUAUUUUGAUCCUUGAAAUUAGAGAGUCUUUAAAGGAAAUAUCAUUCUCUCCCUGAGGCAGAGGGAAAGCCCAGACAUUGUUCCACUUUAGAUCUGAAAAGGAAGUUUUUUGGUGUGGGGGACGACAGGUGCAGGCUCUGAGAGGGGGAGCGCUCUUAUAGCCAUCUGUUUUCUUUUGGGGUGUUUAGUUUUCCAAACACAUUCACCCACACAGUCCAUCACCACAUCAGCGCGUGUACAGACACACACACGCGCACGUGCGCCUGCAGUGGCCUAGGUCGCCAUGGCGCUGUAUAGAGAAUAAGCCCUGGCACAUGUGCACGGUCAACCAUGGGGUGUGUUACUAUUGUGUUGUAAGACAUUAAAGCAGUGGAGGAGGUGUGGGCUUUAUUUUAACUAGGAUGGGUGGAUAUGCCAAAAGAGACCAGUUGCACUUUCUCUAGCCUCAGUUGUUGGGUAGAUUCCUAGGAGCCAGUGUGCUCAGCAUUUGCCUAAGAAGGGUAGGCUAUGCAUAUCACAUGCCGCUCAUUUGGUUUACAAAUAACAAGUGGUUCCUAGACUGAAAGCAAUACGAUAACAAGGUGUACAAGUUGAAAACAGGAAGUAGACUUGCAUUCCAUGUUGUGUUUCUGACCCACAGCGACUCAGGAUCAACUUAUAUCUUAAAGCAGGAAACAUGGACUGCAAGGAAGAAAUCAGUGACUCGGACAGUGGGAUCAUCUUAAAUUCUGGUCCAGACAGUCCUACAUCUCCAGUGAAGGACCUCAGCACUCACACACGGGUCAUUAGGCUGAAGCACCAGGCUCUGGAGGACAGACUGGAGCUGUGUCUUCUGGAGCUAAAGAAACUAUGCAUCAGAGAGGCAGAACUUACAGGAAAGUUGUCAUCUGAAUAUCCUUUGCUGCCGAAUGAGAAACCACCACAGAUCAGGCGACGUGUUGGAGCGUCCUUUAAACUGGAUGAAGGGCUGCUUCCUCAUGGGAACGGAGAGAAAUCAGAGUUGCAUUCACUUGAGGCUGAUUUGGCCCUCCAGCGACAGAUAUAUGAAGCAUCCCGAAGGCUGUCCCUUGAGGAACACAUCAGCAAGCCGGUUAGGAAGAGCCGACUGCAGCAAUGCAAACACGAGGAAAAGAAAAUGAAGGAGCUACAGGAAGCUGUGUUGAAACACUGCAUUAACCAGAGCUGUGUUUCACCAAAGACCUGCCGUUCCUCCAGGCAGAGAGAUCUGUGCAUAUCUGACGACAGCUCGCUGUCUGAUGCUGCUGUCCAUGAUGAUGAUUUAGAGCCAGGCCCAUUAUCCCCGAUGACUCUAGACUCUGGGAGUAGUUUCCAGCAUGUACUGACCCUUUCGCCUCGUCACGGAUCAAAGCAUGCAGGUUCCAGAUCCAGCAAAGAAUACGACCGAUCUCCAAUCCAAAAUAUUCCUUGGAGAGAAUCCAGUCUGGAUCAGCCAUAUCAGAAACACAAGAAGCUUCCCUCUGCCAGCAGCAGCAGGUCAAGCAGUCCAACAGGAAGCUCUAUAGAUCAGAGACUGGAUGACAUUCCUCCUGCUCCCCAGUUCGUGUUCAAAAGCCUGGCAAUGCGCAACAAUAACUCCAGCAGCACCCCGUCUACCCCAGAACUGCCACUGCGCCGCCACAUCUCCCAGUCCUUCAGGUUUCCCAGAACCAAGCCAGAGGUAAACAAACCGAGUUUAGAUCUGAGCCGUGGAAGGACGAAGCUCCCGCGUCGCCGGGUCACUGACUUUGCAUUAGCUUACUCAGUGCAGCGUCUGUAUCAGUGCAGCUCAGAGGACAGCAGCUCGGAGCACUCCAUAUCCUCCUACAGCAGCUCAUCCAGCCAUGAGUUAACAUCUGAGGUGACCAUAGCCUGCCCACCUCCUUACGGUUUUCACCGCACCACUCCAAACAACUUCCAGGGCCAGCGCUCCACCAACAACAUCCUUCCCAAAAACAACCAAACUGUAAACAAACAAAUAAACAAACCCACUGUGAGCAGCCCAUGUCACAAUAAUAGCCAUGACAGGAUGCUGCCAGAGAGAGAUAUUAGAAAGCUAAACCUGGAUUUGACAUCUCUACAUACAAAUAAACAGAAAAUAGAGGUGACAUCACCUAAGCGUUUACUUAAACCACCUCCACCGUACCAUAGGCUGGCUCGCACACCUUCACUGAAGGAGUAUCCCAAUCAUCCUAGCAGGCUGCUUCCUCGAGAUGUUGUCACAAACGAUCUCAGGGCAUGGCAUGAGAGGAACAUCUUGGGUGAAAUCAAGUUUCUGCCACUGGAACGACAUGGGUCUAUGCGUGCUAAACGCACACCAGAUCAAGAGCCGCCACCAUACCAUCAGAUCCAGUCUCAGAGACAGACUCCUCAGAAAGUGAUCCUCCAGAGAGCUUCUGACGGAACUCCUCUGCAGUGGUAUGAAGAAGAAGACUGUGAGAUUGUAAGCCAGGUCUAGAAGCCAGAGAGCUGAAGCAUCUUUUGCAAUUGUUGAUGUCAUUAAUACGUCUUUUUUUUUUUUAAAUCUACUUAUUGAGCCAAUGGACUCAAUGAUGCUGUCUGAUAGUAAAAUGCUGAUUCGGAGUAAAAUGUGAAGCUGAGCCAAAUUGAUGUGGCACAGAUUUUCACCAAAUGUGGAGUCCUAAAUCGCUUAAACACUGACUGAAAUUCAAGUCUGAAAAUUACUUAACGGUAAGGCAUCAUGCCAUAAUUUCUGUGGUGGUGGUGAUGAUGAUGAUGAUGAUGAUGAUGAUGAUGAUGAUUAUUAUUAUUAUUAUUAUUAUUAUUAUUAUUAUUAUUAUUAUUAUUAUUGGUCCAUGUGUACAUUCACUAUUUCUUAAAAAAAAGUCUCCUGAAAAGUACCUUUUCGAGUAUAUGUUGUGUCUGGUACACAGUUUUCUAUUCCCUACUGUUUUGGAGCACCAAUUGUUUAAUAUAAUGUAAUACAUUAUGUAUUAAUAUAAUAUUUAUGUUCUUUUUACGUUUCUAAAAUUAUUCUCAGUGUAUUUCUUAUGCCUUUUACAGUUUCUACAUUUAAAUAUUGUUAGAUGCUGCUAUGCUGUUCAUCUGUUUUAUAAACUGCCUGCUAGAUUUUAUGAGUGCAGAUAUUUCCCUUAUUCAGAUGUGUCAAAGCGGCAAUUCCUCCCUAUAAUAUAUAUUUGUGUACUAACAAUGUAAUGUGUAUUUAAUCUUAUUUAUA
Molecule: messenger RNA, 5011 nt
Organism: Tachysurus fulvidraco (yellow catfish)
Lineage: Eukaryota; Metazoa; Chordata; Actinopteri; Siluriformes; Bagridae
Gene: inavaa
Product: innate immunity activator a
Exons: 9
Coding region: 2492-4270 (592 amino acids)
Biological process (GO): positive regulation of protein ubiquitination; adherens junction maintenance
Source: RefSeq, a predicted model, not a curated record